This is a messenger RNA of Harmonia axyridis, 704 nucleotides long. Its product is annotated as endochitinase A-like. Bases 120 to 566 code for a protein of 148 amino acids. Lineage: Eukaryota; Metazoa; Arthropoda; Insecta; Coleoptera; Coccinellidae. The record is from RefSeq and is a predicted model, not a curated record. The transcript has 5 exons.
UUCAAUGAAGUAGCGAUAAUGAUUAGAUGGAAUUCCGAUAAGAACAUAAUAUAAAAUCAGAUUUUGCAAUAGAUAGGACAGUCACGACCACUGUCAGUGUAUAGUGUUGUGUCUGAAAAAUGCCUGAUUAUAUACGUAUCGAUUCUGAUUCUUCCAGUGCAACAUGGGGAUCGCUUACAGGUUUGGAAAAGAAACUUAUCCUUCUAAGCGUUAUACUUGGUAUAUUGCUCCUGGCUUUUAUGAUCUUAUUGGGAAUAAAUGUGAAACGAUGUGAUGAUUCUCCAUCUUCAAAUUCUACAACAAUCGCUCCAACGAAUGGAACAACACCAUCAUCUGAUGGAACUACUCCUGCAACAAGUACAAUUUCAGAUGAAACUACAAUAUCAACAGAAGAUCCUUCUACAACUUCUUCUAUUUCAGAUGUAACUACUACACCAGUUCCUCCUGCACCUAAUUCGUCGAGUAAGUUGACUCUACAAACGAAGGGAAUAUGUAGCUUCGUCUUAUUAGAAAUAGUUCUCACUGUGAUGUUCUCCAUCAUACCUGCAUAUCGUUUCAUCUUGUAAUGAGCCACUUCAACGUUUGAAAAAUUCAAAUGAAAAUAUGGAUGGACAUCCUCAACUGCAAAAGGCUAUUGGUUGAAACGAUGAACGGAAACUUGUUACAACUUGUAAAACUGAUUGAAUAAAAUGGAAAAAAUGGAA